AUGAAAAUUCUAUAUAUAUUAUUAGGCUACCUUAUUAACCAUGUAAAUUCAAAGUGCGAUGAAUUGAUCACACAACCUUAAAUCACUUGUUAUUAAUUCACAUCAGAAUGUUAUAUUUUAGAAGGAGAUGAAGAAGAUUAUUAAGAACUCCAGCACAUCAAUACUCAAAUUGUAUAAAAGUCAUUCUAAAUUCCAUUUAAAGAAGAACCAAUAUUAAUAAGAGUAAUCAAUUCUUUGAAUCAAAAUAAAAUAUAAGAGAAGUUGUUAUGCUCCUUAUUUGUUAAUAUCGAUUAUUAUAUCACUUGUAUGGGAUUUGAUUUAAUUUUGUAUGAGGAAUAAACUAAUUAUAGUGAAUUAAUUAGAAUAGAUACAAAAAUAUUAGCUAAUGAACACUGUGAUGAAUUAUUUACAAAUUAAGAUGGAAGUUUAAGUUUAUUUUGUCUUGGUUCGUCAUCAUUAAAAUAAUAUUACUUGGAUUUUUAAAGGAGUGUGACUUUAAGUUUGGAAUAUGAUGUCUCAGACCAAAUAGAGGAUGGAUGCAAAAAAAAAUAAAUCAGAAGGAACGAAGAAUAAUAUUUAAUUGUGUUUUAUCAAUGUUUGAGAUGGAAAAUUAUGUAAAUUAAAAACAAUCAAUCUCACACUUUGUUCGAUGCUUCAAUGAAGUCUUAGAAUAUUUAGUUAUCAAACCUUUCUUUAAUUGAUGACGUGACUUAUUGCGAACGUAAUCAAUAAACUUAUAGUAUCAUUUUGAUCCAAGAUAAUUUUUAUGUGUUAAUACAUCUUAAUUAUUAUGAAACAAAAAAUCUAAAUUACUUUUUAAUACAAUAGACAAAGAAAAUUCAAAAAAUAAUAUUCUAGCAGAAAUGCUCAAUGAUUAUUUUAGUGAAUGAAUUAGAUAAAACCAAUUCAUCUUUAAUUCAAACUUAAAAAUAAUUAGAAAUCAUUCUGGAUUAAAAAUAUUCAAUGGACAAUAUUCACUUCCAUUCAAAUCUUCUUUUUUUAUAAAACUAAUUUGAAUUGAAUAUAUUAAUAAAUGCUCGCAUUAAUUAGACAUAUCAAAUUUGCAACACUUCAUUAUACUUCUUUGAUUCUAAUAAUUUAUUCUCUUAAUUUGAUUAAACCAAAAAAGUAUUGUAAUUUUAUUAAUACAAACCAUUAAGUGCUUUUAUAAAACCUAGGCAAAAGUUUGUCUAUGUAAUUGAGAGAAACAAUUUAUUUAAAAGUGAUGAUAUUGUUUAGUGUUUUAGAAUUUUAGAGGAUAAUAACAAUUAGAAAGAAAAAUUAUAAUUUACUGAGUUGAUGGAAUUUCAAAAUAAUUGUCAAACGAAGUACUAAAGAUUAUUGAUAACACAGAACUUUAAAUACUUUAAUAAUGCUAAUGCUACUUUUGAUUUAAAAAAUAGUGAUGGAAGUAUUAGUGUAAGUAUCAGCAAAUAUUAAUACUCUCAACAAAAUUGUUUAAUAAGACUUUAUAAAUCUUACUUCUAGCAUAAGGUUUAGUUAAAACAAAUAAUAAAUGACUAUGUUUGUUUUCAAUAUGAAUCAUAUUUUUAUAUCUAUGAUUGCAAACAACUUAAACUUUCAAACUCAGUAAACUUAGAUUAAUAUUAUGUACUUGAAUCAUAAUUGGUAUAUUAUUUUGUCAGCAGAAAUAAUAAGAAUAAUAAUGUGUUGAGAGGAGUUAAAUUUUAAUUAGAAUCUCUUUUGUAUUUCAAUAUCUAAUUAAACAAUGUAAUUACAAAUGUUAAGCAAGUUUCUUAAAAUGCAUUUAUUUACACAAAGGAUUCUGAUUUGCCACUUAUUAUGUCAACAAAUCCUGAGAAAAAACCAUUCUACAAAUAUCUAUCAAAGAACCUUUAUUAACCUGGACCUAUUCUAUUUUAUUUUGAGAAUGAAAAUUCAAAAUUUAUUCAAUACGCAAAAAUGUUAGCUAUUUCAAAUAAAGAACAUCUUAAAUGUUAUCAAAUUCAAGAAUAAUUAAUCAUUUCAAUUUAAAAAUUAUAACCCUGUUACUUGAUUUUUGCAAUACAAAAUUCAACUCAAUCUCUAAUUCUAAAUUAUUUCUGGGAUGACGAACUACAUUAGAUUAAAAACUACACUUUUAAAGAUUUUUAAUUUUACUAUCCUUUUAAGUACUCAAUAAAUACUGAUAGCUUAGCUAUCUUACUUGAAUAAAAUAAUUCGUUAUCUAUAGCCAUUUUUUAAUAUAAUCUGUCUGUGUUAUAAUUUAUUGAAAUUAUUGCAACUGACGAUUCUUUUUUUUAAUUUGAUUAAUUUCGUAUAUUGUUUUCUUUUGAAAAAGUAUGGAUGUACUCAUUCGUGAAAAUAUUUUUAGUCAAUUUAGAGAUAGAGAAUCUUUAUUAAAAUACCUUAAAAUCAAACUUUUCAAUGAACUUAAAAGAGGAGGAGGGUAGUAUUGAAUUAAAGAUUUCAAUUUAAAAUCAAUGCUAUGAGUUAUACUCUCUCAUGAAAUCAUCUCUAAUUGAAAUUUAAAACAAUAAAAGGCUAAAAUUAAAUUUUUCUGAGAUGUUUUAUGGCCCAAUCAGUAAUUUGACACUUAUUAAUAAUUCAAACGUUAUUUUGAAGGGACCAAUUAUAUAUAAGGAAGAACUUUUAAAUUGUGCUGAAUAAACCUCAACACUAUGUUAUAGAUAAUAUCAUUUUCAAUCAUUAAAACCAAAGUAAAGUUUUAGAGUGAUUGUUUUGGAAAAUUACUUUAUUAAUGUAAUAAAGGAUUAUCUUUGGAAUUAAUUUUAUAUGACUUGGAUAGAAUAGCAAUAUUAUCUUUGCAUCUCACAAUUAUUUGACGAUCUAAAUAUUGAAUUAAUUCAAUGUACUGAAAAUUAAUAUGAGUUUUGUAAAUUGAUCUCAAAUAUUAGUCAUAAUUUUAAUAUAAAUUUGACUAAUAUUGCAGACACAAUAAGAGUUGGUAAUUUAAUAAAGCUUAAGCCCAAAGAUGAUAAUAAUAAUGCUAUUAUUUUUAUUGAUGGUAUCAAUUUUAAUUUCUAUAUUGUAACUGGCAUUAUUUUAGAUAUCCUAUAUAUUGAAAAAUCAAAUGAUUAAUAUCUCUUUCUAUAGAAAGAUAUCAAUAUCUGGUUUGAUUUAUAAUUGGCUGUGUACAAGAUCAAUUUAAACAAAUGAAAUUGAUAUACUCAUUAAAAAUUACCAAAAAAACUUUUUCAGAAUUGUUUAAAAAAAGUAGCAAUUUUAAUGAAUAUGAUUUCACAAUUAAAUUGGUCUCAUGUAAAUAAUCUGAAAAUGUAAUUAAUAUAAAACUUUUCAUUGUGAAACAAUUGUUUUCAGAAUUAUUCUAAUUAAAUAUAAAUUAAAAAAACGAUAAAAUUGAAUUAUUAUUGUAAAAAUAGUUUAGAAAUUAAAUUCCCUAUAAUAAUUCUUAAAAUUAAGAUAUGAUAAUUUAAUAUAUAGAUGAUACCCAUAUAAUUUUAAAAUAAACUCAGAAUGCUCUCUCUCAUUUUUAUGAUGUUUAAGAAGAUAGAUAAUUCUAUGAUUAUUUCCAUAAAACGAUGUUUAAUAGGGAAAUAAUAAGACUAAAUACUACUCAUUUGAUUUUCGCUGAUUAAUAAUUUCAAUAAUUAUAAAUAGGAACAAUAGGAUAUGAAUUAGAAAUAUAAAAUAGUGAUGAAAUUGAAUAACAUUGUCAAUUAUUUGCUUAAAACGAGAUAUCAAAUGCAAUAGUAACAUUAUAAAUACAUAUAAUUAAAAAUAACAAGAUGUUUACAAAUAGAAUUUUAUACAUUUAAAUAACUUGUUUCCUUUUUAUCCUAAUUUACACUAGACAAAUAAAGUAUAAAUCUAAAAAUCAAAAGCAAUAAUAAUAUGCAUGA
Molecule: messenger RNA, 3845 nt
Organism: Paramecium octaurelia
Lineage: Eukaryota; Ciliophora; Oligohymenophorea; Peniculida; Parameciidae
Source: the annotation of a GenBank genome assembly